Molecule: messenger RNA, 1035 nt
Organism: Vigna unguiculata (cowpea)
Lineage: Eukaryota; Viridiplantae; Streptophyta; Magnoliopsida; Fabales; Fabaceae
Gene: PGY1
Product: Ribosomal protein L1p/L10e family
Biological process (GO): translation
Cellular component (GO): large ribosomal subunit
Molecular function (GO): RNA binding; structural constituent of ribosome
Source: RefSeq, a predicted model, not a curated record
AAUUUUUAUAAAUUAGGCCCAGCCCAAUCCAUAUCCGUCAAUGGCUGCUAUAUACUUCUUUCUCUGCCUGCUCCAAACCCUAGCUAGGGUUUCGCCUCCGCUCUGAGAUCUGUAGCCGCCAAGCCGUUGAGUUGGAAAAAGACCAAGUCUCACAAUGAGUAAGCUUCAGAGUGAUGCUUUAAGGGAGGCUAUCACUGGAAUCAUGGGUGAUUCCAAAGAGAAGAACCGAAAGUUUGUGGAGACUAUUGAACUCCAAAUUGGGCUGAAAAACUAUGAUCCCCAAAAGGACAAGCGUUUCAGUGGCUCUGUUAAGUUGCCUCAUAUUCCUCGCCCCAAGAUGAAAAUUUGCAUGCUUGGAGAUGCCCAACACGUUGAGGAGGCAGAGAAGAUAGGAUUGGACUACAUGGAUGUUGAAGCCUUGAAGAAGCUUAACAAAAACAAGAAAUUGGUGAAAAAGCUAGCUAAAAAGUAUCAUGCGUUUUUGGCCUCUGAAGCCGUUAUCAAGCAGAUUCCUCGUCUCUUGGGACCUGGUCUCAACAAGGCAGGGAAGUUCCCCACACUUGUGACUCACCAAGAAUCUUUGGAGUCAAAGGUUAAUGAGACUAAGGCUAUGGUUAAAUUCCAGCUUAAGAAGGUGCUCUGCAUGGGAGUAGCCGUGGGGAAUGUUAGCAUGGAGGAAAAGCAAAUCUUCCAAAAUGUACAACUGAGCGUUAAUUUCCUUGUGUCAUUGUUGAAAAAGAACUGGCAGAAUGUUAGGUGCUUGUAUCUGAAGAGUACCAUGGGGAAAUCAUACCGUGUCUUUUAAGUGUUUGUUCUUAAAUUCAGUGAAUUUCUGAUCGCACUUGAUAUAUUGUCGUGAUAGGUUGGACAGGAUUUUUCAUUGUUCUACAGUUUUGUUGGAUGAGUAUUUUUUGGUUAGUAUUCUGUGUUAUUGACGUGUGUUUCAAGUGCUUUGCAAGAUCGGAUAAUUUAAGCGGUGCUAAUUUUAAGGUACCCGUGUUUUUUAUUUAUACAACAUGCGCAUUGGCCCGUUAA